AGAGGACGACCACGAACGAGCCCUGCGAUUAUCGACAACAUAUUACAUCUUACACAGCCACAUACCUUAAACGGUCUUGCAUUUAUACCCCUAGGUUCGACCUGGGAAAGCUUCCCCGCAAUCGCGCGCCCUCGCCGAACGAUGCCCGAUUUCGCUCUUUUUGAGUAUUGGCAGGACCUGACCAUUCUUUAGACAUCCUUUACGACAGACGUUAUACGUAUAUUGAACUACUCGAAGGAAGGAAAAGAGAGAAAAUCUUUGAGAACCUGGGGGGCAUUACUGCCCAGGUCAACCAUCAUGGAAGCCGAUUGGGAUGAGCUAUCGCGCAUCCCGGUGCCUCCCCCGGGCCCGCAUGCGCUGCCGACGAUUGCCACGACUAUUGCUUUUGAUGAUGUGAUGGAGCUUUUGUGGAUGGGGAAUGAAUUCGGACGAGUUAUGUCGUUUUACGGGCCGGAAUUACAGAGAUAUACCUCCGUUCGAGCACACCCUGCCACUGAAGGCUUGGUACGACAGAUAUUAUUUCACGAGAGAGGUGUGAUUUCGCUGUCCUCGAAGAGCGUGCACAUGAUAUCCCGACGCGGCCUCACGCAAUGGCACGUUUCCCACGAUGAAAUGACCGACCUGCGGUGCAUGAGUUUUACGGCGCAAACAAAUCGGAUUAUCGUGGCGGGGUGUCAACGGAGCAUGUUUACGAUCGAUAUUGAUAAGGGGAUUAUUGUCGACAAGUUGCCCACCGACCACAACUAUACAAUCAUGAAGAAGAGUCGGUACCUGUGUGCUGGGACAGACACGGGCUUAGUGAAUGCGCUCAGUUUGCUUGAUUUCCGCGUCGUCAAGUCAUGGAAAGCACAUGGGACUGCGGUCAACGACAUGGAUGCCCGGAACGACCUGCUGGUGACCUGCGGGUUUUCAGUUAGGCAGAUGGGCGCCCCGAUUGCCGAUCCGCUCGCCAACGUUUAUGAUCUGAAGACAUUGGCGCCGUUACCUCCGAUUCCUUUCCAUGCCGGUGCAGCCUAUGUGCGCAUGCAUCCGAAGCUACAUACCACCAGUUUCGUGGCGUCUCAAACCGGACAGCUGCAAGUGGUGGAUCUUAUGAACCCUAAUGCCAUCAACCUUCGUCAAGCCAACGUCCCCUUCAUGCUUGGUAUUGACUUGUCACCUUCCGGAGAAGCUCUAGCUAUUAAUGAUACGGAGUGCUCGAUUCACCUUUGGGGCUCUCCCGCAAAGGUACAUUUCAAUGAAAUGAGCAGGGAGGUUGAAUUUGCAGAUGUCACACCGCGCCCACCUCCUCUCGACUGGUCUCUCGAUACACCGCUGAACAUGAUAGGUAUGCCUUAUUACCACGAGCGCCUUUUUUCUGCCUGGCCUAGUCACCUGGUGUUCGAAGUUGGCAGCCCACCAGCUCUUAUCGAUCCCUCUAUAAUUCCCUACCUCCGUCCUGCUGAUAUGGGCCACGGCGCACCAAAUCCAAAGAAGUCUAGGCGAUACCAGGUCGAAAACACCCGCGCGUUGGCAUCUCCUGAGCCUGCUCUUAUUGCCCCCAAGUUCCUGAGUGAGAAGGCACGGGAACAGAACAAGGCCAAAUUGGAUGGGUCCCUCAAUGAUGCCGCAGAGGCUCUGGCGGGUGCGAAGAUUAAUGGACAAUCCGAUGACGACCCGCUCCUUAAAUACAGCAACGUCGAAAUCAAAUACAGUAGGUUUGGUGUUGAUGAUUUCGACUUCAGGUUUUAUAACAAGACCGUCUUCUCUGGUCUCGAAACACACAUUGCAAACUCCUUUGCUAACGCCCUCCUUCAACUCUUCAAAUUCAUCCCACUCGUCCGAAAUCUGGCGCUUCACCACGCUGCCAGUCCUUGUAUCUUCGAGAGCUGCCUUUUAUGUGAGAUGGGCUAUCUCUUCGACAUGCUCGAGAAGGCAAAAGGUCAAAACUGUCAGGCCACCAAUCUAUUAAAAACCUUUAGCAGCUUCCGGGAGGCGUCGAACCUGGGACUGCUUGAAGAGAAUCUCACCACCAAAUCUCUUUCGACAGCUAUUCAGUCGGUUAAUAGGUUCUUCCUUGGCCAGAUCGCUCAUGACUCACGCAUGGUACUACCGAAUGGGGAUGAUUUUGAUCGUCAUCUUACUACGCUCGCGUCGGAAUCAAUCCGGUGCAUGUUCUGCCAGAAUGAGAUUGUCAGAGCCGGGAAUUCAUCGCUGACGGAAUUAAUAUACCCACCUGUCGAUGUCAAACAAGUUCGAAGGCACCCGGCAUACCGAUUUUCCAACAUUCUCAGAGCCAGUAUUGAGCGGGAAACCCAAAAUAGAGGGUGGUGCAAUUACUGCCGACGCUACCAGCAAGUCGCCAUUCGGAAAACAGUACACCGUAUGCCACUCGUUUUGAUGAUCAAUGCGGCACUCAACAACCCCAUUUGCCGACGACUUUGGGCGAUGCCUGGCUGGCUCCCGGAGCAAGUUGGUCUUGUUGUUGACAACGGCCAAAUUAUGUGCUAUGAAGGAGAGGAUCUGAAGGCGCGAAUGCAGAAUAAUAUGCCGGGUCUCUUGAUAUACGACCUGGUUGGUGUCGUUUCUGAGAUUGAUAUCCCGGAGCAUCAAAAGCCCCACCUUGUCUCGUUUAUUAACGUUUCGAUUUCUGCUCAGGAAAAGCAGGAAAGGAAUAGGUGGCAUUUGUUCAACGAUUUCUUGGUCACCGAAGUGGACAAGGAUGAGGCGCUCAUGUUUAAUCAGCCCUGGAAAUUCCCCUGCGUCUUGUCGUACCAGGUUCGGGACGCUCGUCAUGCGAUUGAUGACACCUGGAAACAGUUGCUUGACACUACUCUUCUUUUCCGCGAGUGGUCUUUGAAUGGUGGCCGUCCGAUUGAAUCAUGCCGUAAACUUACAGAACAGGAAAAGCCAUCCCCAGGCACACCCGUCGCUCUUGACACGGAGUUUGUCGACCUAGAAAAGGCGGAGAUCGAUGUCAAAGCCGAUGGAUCGCAGGAGAUUGUUCGACCAAGCAGGAGCGGACUUGCUCGAGUCUCUGUGCUGCGCGGCGCAGGAUUACAAGAGGGCAUUCCUUUCAUUGACGACUAUAUUACGAUUAAGGAAACGAUUGUCGACUACGUAACACAGUACUCUGGUAUUAAGCCUAGCGAUUUGGAUCUGAGGACCAGUGAACACAAUCUUGUCCCGCUCAAGAUUGCAUACAAGAAACUCUGGCUUCUUCUCAACUUGGGUUGCAUUUUCGUCGGACAUGGCCUGGCCUCCGACUUCCGCCAGAUCAACAUCCAGGUCCCCAAGAGCCAGACCGUGGAUACGCAAUAUCUCUACUUCCACCCUGCCAAAAACCGUCGUCUCAGUCUUCGGUAUCUUGCCUGGGCCGUAUUCAAAGAGUUCAUCCAAGAAGAACCAACAGAUCCCAGCCAAGGCCACGACUCGAUCGAAGACGCCCGCAUGGCGCUCCGUCUUUGGAAGAAGUUCCAGGAAUAUGAAGAUGCGGGUAUCGUCAAUCAAAUAUUAGAAGAAAUCUUCCGCGAAGGAGCUAAGCUUGGAUUCCGACCUCCCCCUCGAAACGGCACGGCAGCCGUUCUUUCUCGUCCCGGGACUGCCGUGACCAUGCAAACAUCUAACGGCGCCAGCACACCUACUGGUCAGGAAAAUGUCCCACCACCAGUUAGCACACCAACUACGCCUCGCCAAGGGUUUCGUCGGACGAUUGCUUUGACGCCUAGUAAUGGCAGUUUUAGCAGUCCUGGGACGGGUGAUUUCUUUACAGGGAGUCCCUUGCGGUGAUUGAUAUAUGGUUGGAUUAGCCUUGGUUUUAGCGACCCCUUUUUUGCAUAACCUUUUUUUUUUUUUUUUUUUUUU
Molecule: messenger RNA, 3843 nt
Organism: Aspergillus glaucus CBS 516.65
Lineage: Eukaryota; Fungi; Ascomycota; Eurotiomycetes; Eurotiales; Aspergillaceae
Gene: pan2n2
Product: poly(A)-specific ribonuclease
Exons: 4
Coding region: 298-3768 (1156 amino acids)
Biological process (GO): mRNA processing; nuclear-transcribed mRNA poly(A) tail shortening
Cellular component (GO): P-body; PAN complex
Molecular function (GO): protein binding; nucleic acid binding; poly(A)-specific ribonuclease activity
Source: RefSeq, a predicted model, not a curated record